This is a messenger RNA of Nymphalis io (European peacock), 452 nucleotides long. RefSeq lists its product as uncharacterized. Lineage: Eukaryota; Metazoa; Arthropoda; Insecta; Lepidoptera; Nymphalidae. The record is from RefSeq and is a predicted model, not a curated record. The coding region runs from base 89 to 397 and encodes 102 amino acids. The transcript has 2 exons.
AAACAAAAGGGCCUUAACAUAACGUUAGCCGCGUGCCUAAUUGUGAAAAGAUUCACAAUCACAACUUUACUUGUUAUUAAUUGUAUGAAUGGUAUCGGACGCGGAGGUCGAAGCGGCAACGCGGCGCCCGUGCGAAGCGGCAACAUGGCGCCUCGAGCGCGGAGCGGCAACGUCGCGCACUGAUUCAGCACAUCACAUUCAAUUUUCGAGAUAUCACGGCGACGUGCGACUGCCGAGUCGCAGGGGGCGGGCCGACUGUCGCACCCGGCCAAUCACCGGCGACCAACGCGCGCACCCGCGGCAGUCGCACGGCGCGGUCCGACCCGAGCGUGCGUCAGUUUUGUCGCAUAACAAUAUCAAAACAAACGAUAAUCAUACUUUACCAGAUAUAUCUUAAAUCUUUGUGUCAAAUCAUACAGAUUAAGGUUUUGGAAAGUGUAUAAGCAGAAAAG